ACUGGCCCGCCACCCAGUGGGGGAGGUGUGUGUGUGUGUGUGUGUGUGUGUGUGAGAGAGAGAUCUCUUAAGGUGAGAGGCAGAGAGUUCGACGGGUAGGAGGGUCUUAUUCCACUCCCCAGCGCCCAGUUCCAGCACACACUCAUCCUGGACACGCUCACACACUCACAUGGGCCUGCGGACGCGCGCAGUGAUUGUCGAUUGCAGGAGAAAGUGUGUGUUGUGUAGGUGAGUGUGACUGAACUGUGAGUGAUGGAUCUCUUGCAGUAGAAGGGAGAACUUGUACAGACAGGAGCUGAUGGAAUGGCAAACUUCUCAGAAACACUGGAAACUUCAGUUUGAUCAAAAUGUCUGAGGCUAUUUGCUGCACGGUGUUGAACUGCAACUGUGACAGUUUCAAACCUGGUAAACUGAGGCGGCGUCUCUGUGAACACUGCAGGCACGGCUGGGUCGCCCAUGCCCUGAGUAAGCUGAAGGUUCAUCACAUGUACCAAGGAAGCCAGGUGGAGAUUGUUCACUCCAAUGUGGUAUUUGAUAUCUGUAGUCUGAUGCUUUAUGGGACGCAAGCAAUUCCAGUGCGUCUUAAGAUAUUGCUGGACCGACUCUUCAGUGUUCUUAAGCAGGAGGAGGUUAUUCAGAUCCUAAAUGCACUGGACUGGACUCUCCAGGACUACAUUCGUGGUUACGUACUUCAGGAUGUGGCCGGUAAGGUAUUGGACCGCUGGGCCAUAAUGACCUUUGAAGAGGAGAUCGUUACGCUGCAGCAAUUCCUGCGCUUCGGAGAGACCAAGUCCAUUGUGGAGCUCAUGGCGCUGCAGGAUAAGGAGGGACAGGCAGUCAUAGUCCCAACCACAAGAACCAAUUCUGACAUCCGCAGCUUCAUCGAAAGCAGUACGCAGAGGCCUGUGCGUCUGCCAGCUAAAGCUGAAGAACCUGGUUGCAGUAACGGACACCAUUUUGAAACACUGGUGAACAGUAUGGCCCUCAUGCUGCCCCUGCAAAUGCUGAAUUCUGUUCAGGCACCAUUGCUAAGCUCCAGUACUGAUUCUAGCCACCAGGAGGCACAGAUGAGACAUGAGACAUCCGAAGUGAGCCUUGAUGGCGGUGGCCCGUUUGACCCAAUGAGAUCAGAGGGUCUGAUGGACACAGAAUCUCCAAAGAUAGAGUCAGAAGAGUUUAACGUGAGUGGAAACUCCUCUCCCUCCACGCCUUGCACACCCUCCAUCACUUCUGAAAUCGCACACAUGUCUCCUGAGAACAAGGUGCGGUGUGGAGAGAAGAGCGGAUCCUUGAAGAAGGGCCGUGUGUUCUGCAGUGCCUGCGAGAAGACCUUUUAUGAUAAAGGCACGCUGAAAAUACACUAUAACGCUGUUCAUCUGAAGAUCAAACACAAGUGCACCAUCGAGGGCUGCAACAUGGUCUUCAGCUCCUUACGUAGUCGGAACAGGCACAGUGCUAAUCCGAACCCUCGGCUGCACAUGCCUAUGAACCGCAAUAAUCGUGACAAGGACCUGCAGGGUGAUCUGAGCCCGAGAGAGGAGGAUGGAGCCGAGGGUGAGAAGAGAGACUUUGCUGCCAUCCCAGAGAGCAGGACUGUCUCAAGUUUCAUCAUCCGCAACUCAGAGCACAAGCUCCAUGGCUCUUUAUCCAGCAUGAGCCAGAGCGGCAUCCUCUUUCCCAAUCUAAAGACUGUGCAACCUGUGCUUCCCUUUUAUCGGAGCCUGGUGACCCCAGCUGAGCUAGCUCAUACACCGGGCAGCCUGCCCUCUCUCCCACUUCUGUCUUCCUCAGUGCCCGUGAGCACCAGUCAUAUGCAGACCAGUUCAGAUCAGAUGCCUAAGAAGAAGUCUAGAAAGUCCAGCAUGCCUAUCAAAAUUGAGAAGGAUGAGCUGGCAGCUGAAGGUGUGUCUGAGGAAGAGAAUCCAGCCCUCAGCCCCUGUAUAGACACAGAAAAGUGUGACAUUAGCAGCAUGGGGCACGAACCUGUGGACUGUGGCUUUCGAUUCGGGCCUGACUCACAGGACACAGAAUGGGACAAACUGACUCAGGCAGACAAUCAUAUCGUCUCACUGUCAUCUACUUCUUUCUUUCACACUAAACAGAAUGAUGAGAAAGAAAGGGAGUCAUCAAAAUGUGAAGAACAAGCAUGCAGUUCACGGCCAGACCAGCCCUGUGGCCACCGACCUGCCCAUUUCACACACAUCAGUGAAAACUGUGCAGACGGCUGCAAUGACCCAGAGACAAUAUGUCCAGAUGAUAAAGACGAGCAGCCACACCCGUGCCAGAUCUGCAGUAAGACAUUUAAAAACCCUUACAGUGUCAAAAUGCAUUAUCGAAAUGUGCAUUUAAAGGAGAUGCACAUGUGCACUGUGGAUGGCUGCAAUGCUGCUUUUCCAUCCCGUCGCAGCAGAGACAGACACAGUGCAAACCUGAAUCUGCACAACAGGCUGUUGACCAAAGAUCAUUCAGGGGCAUUUUCUCUCUGCAGAGAGCAUCCAGACCUCCCUCACAAAGAGCCGCUCAGCCAGAUGUCUGUUAUCCUCAAAGAGAGUCACCGUACAGGCCUCGUCUACCCCAUGAGUAAAUCGCUGGAUAGAGCAUCUGAGCCAGUAAAGGGCGCCGUGGAGAAUGAAGUUGUACUGGACUUGAGCACCAGAGCGAGCGCCCAUUCCUCCUGGGACUCAGACGUGGGCAGUGAGGAAGGGCUCCCCCUGGAGGACAGUGACGAGAGCUGUGACGGGCUGAGCGUCAGAGCGGCUGCGUCUCCGCCUUGCCUCAGUCAGCAGAUGAACGGCUCAUCACCCAUCACCUGCCAUCUCUGCCAGAAAGUUUACAGCAAUAAAGGCACAUUCAGGGCUCAUUACAAAACGGUGCACCUUCGCCUUCUUCACAAGUGCAAAGUUCCAGGGUGUGACACUACAUUUUCCUCGGUUCGGAGUCGCAACAGACACAGUCAGAAUCCAAAUCUACACCGCAACCUUGCAAUGAAUACCUCCCUGAAUCAAGAGUAGGGCACACACUCAGAGCCAUAUCUCCUAAAUAUACAUAGUCAAAGAUUUUGGGUUCAAUAGCACUCUGCUCUUUGUACUGCACAAUCAAGCACAACUGGAAGGACACAAUCAUAUUUAUAAUAAACCCAAUGUCGUUUAUCUUUUUAAUGUUGAGAAUUUUUUUCAUCUCUAAUGUAAUAUCUACUUGACAAACAUUCCUGAUAUUUAUUGAUUUUUAAGAGCAGGACAGAUGCCUAGACAAAUGACUGAAGAAAUGACAGAGCAAAAGAUCGACGAGACAGAGAUGAGAAAGCACAUACAGAAUCAUAUUUGAAACACCUUAAGAGAUCCUUAAAACCAUCGGUGGUGUGAUACAGUAUGAAAAGCCUCUCAUGCUUAAUCCAAAGCCACAUAACAAUUAUGUAUUGUUUCCCUUCUCUGCACUUAUUUAUUGAGGGACACAUCCCUCCUAAGCAUGAGACAGACACAGAACAUUGAUACAGCAUGAUAGAGUCGAUGGCAGAUGAGAGAAUGACUGUUAGAAAGAGUGAGUUAGCACUACAGUGUUGGUGAGAGAGAGAAAGAGAGAGAGAGAGAGAGAGAGAUGAGGAGCACGAGCUGUUUGAAGGUGCAGGACUCCCAUUAUCAUGUGCUGAAAUUAAUAAUAUAUUUGUGUUUGCUUGCUGUUCAGAUUUGUUUUUAUCACAAAAGAUCCAGUGAAGUUGAUAGAUUGUGUUGCUAUUUCAAUCAAUAUGCUUUUUAAAGAGGCUGUUGUGGUCCUGUUUAGUAAGUUAUUGUAUGUACACUUCAUUUUCAGGGGACCAAGCACCGGCAGUGUUUGAUCAUUUUCAUAUUCUUCUUGUGUUGGGGGAUUUUGUGACGUCCCUGGACCAAAUUUGACUUCUGUCUGUUAAAGUUUAUAGCAGCACACAGUUUAAUCUUCACUUAUCUUUUGCAUGUAACUGUUCAACCAUGGGGCAUAGUACCACAUUUUUGUGAUAACGUUUAUUUCACAGGAUUCACUUUGUCUUCUUGUUGUGAAAUCUGUCUCAUUGUCUAAGUUAUUUAAGUAUGAAUUCUUUGCGUCUCAUUUUGAUGCUUAAAUAACGCUUAAAUAAUGUUCUAUUGAAUUGAAUUGCCACUGUAAGCUUGGCUCCUUCAUUGCUGCUUUCAGCUAUAUUGCCAUACUGCAGUUGUUAUUCAGGUGGAGACCAAAGAUUCUUAAUCCAGGACGGUGUAAAUCAGUAUGAAAAACAAAAGCGUCAGACUGCACACAUGGACACACCAGAGUCUUUGUGAAUGCUGUAAAGCACACAUAUGAAAGAUUCAGCUAAGAUUUAUUUGUCUAACACAUUUUCAGUUUAAAGUGAUGUUGCUCUAUAAUAUGCUUAAUAUUAGUAUAAUCAAAUGAUUGUACCAGUGAAGGCUGAGGACAGCAGAUAAGGACAUACUGAUGCAUAUAAAGCUGUCUGUGAAUCAGAGCUGAACAAAUCGAGUCUUACACUGGUUGAGCGACAAGGUUGCCACAACAGAACACACAAACCUGUGGACAUUUAUUCUUUUAGCUUUGUUUUAUGUGUAAAACAUUUUGUAAACUGCCCACCACCAGAAGUGUACGCUGUAAUGUGAGGAGAAGGGUUAUCAGGAUUCUAAUACCAUCCUAACCCAAAAUCAUUUAUUUGUGUUCAAUAAUAUCAUUUUGUCUGUUAAUAAACAGUUUUUUAAAAA
Messenger RNA from Carassius auratus (goldfish), 4718 nucleotides. RefSeq names its product zinc finger protein basonuclin-2-like. Gene Ontology annotation, cellular component: nucleus. Bases 348 to 3011 code for a protein of 887 amino acids. Gene Ontology annotation, biological process: regulation of transcription by RNA polymerase I. The record is from RefSeq and is a predicted model, not a curated record. The transcript is spliced from 5 exons. NCBI's taxonomy places the organism in Eukaryota, Metazoa, Chordata, Actinopteri, Cypriniformes, Cyprinidae.